GGCCUGAGGACGAAGCAAAAAAGAAAAUCAAGGCAUACAAAUUAACGCAUACAUGACGUACUACUUUAGAGCUUAGUAACCGUGCAGAAUGAGAAUAACAAAAAUGCCGGUAAAAUGUCUUGGUAGCGCCGGUAACUGGUAAUUGAACGGUCUUUUUUCCUAUAAAUAAUGUCCACUUGAAUACCUCAUCUUCGACCUAAGCCUCCUCUGUUCAGUUAUGAAGGAUAACAAGCCUCACGGGGCAGUCAGCUCAAUACAGACUUUGAUAUGAGUGUUAAAUACUGAGUAUAAGAUUUAUAAACUGCUACAGUGAGUCAUGUCAGCCACAAAGCUCACAUUACAGCAUCAAAAAUACUAUUACACAUCAGAGGAUUUCAAAUGGCCCAGACAUUGGCAUUGUACUGAAGAUGGACAACAUAAACAGGAACUAAGCAAGUUUGACAAGGAGCUUCAAGAAAGAUGGGAUGCUGCUGUAGAUGCUGGUUGUUUUGCUUACAAAUUGCAUCAAGUGGAAGGAAGAGUUGUGCCUGGAAAAUACCGACUGUUUGUUCAAUUAAAUGAAAUGAGAUUCAACAAACGAAGGCAGCCUGAAGCAAUCAGCAGCAUUUCCCAGCCAUUCAAUCCAGAAAAAUUUAACUUCACCAAAGUACACAGCAGAGAGGUGUUGUUUGAACUUUGUCCAAAGCACACACCAGCAGCAGCCACUUCAGGAGAUGAUUGCCAUCUUAUGAUGAUAAAUGCCAGUCCUAUGGAAUAUGGACAUUCUUUGUUGGUUCCAAGUGUCAGUUCAUGGCUUCCUCAGGUUCUUACUGAGGAAGCAUUGUUGCUGGCUCUAGAGACAUCUAUGCUAAGUAACCACAGAGUUAAAAAUGACAUUUUUAGUUUUCUAAAUUUUGAAUUCAUUCAAUACAUGCAGGUUCUUACUGAGGAAGCAUUGUUGCUGGCUCUAGAGACAUCUAUGCUAAGUAACCACAGAGGAUUUCACGUGGGUUUCAACAGCCUUUGUGCGCAUGCCUCAGUGAACCAUUUACAUUUUCAUGUUUGGUACAGUGAGUACCCAUCCUAUCUUGAAACAGCAGAGGUCGAUGUUGUAUGUGAGAACGUUUUUGAAGUCAAGAAUUACCCAACAACAGCGUUUGUCUUCGAGCUGGCGCCAGAAACUAACGUUGGUUCUCUUGCGAGAACAAUACACAAAGUCGCAUCAUAUUUAAUCGAGGAAGAGGUGGCCCAUAACUUCCAUAUCAUUCGAGGAGCAAGAUGUCGUCCAACAAGUCAGAUGAAUGGGUUUACACAUGAAGACAGCGAUCUGCAAUCAGUGCUCAGGGUAUUCCUAUGGCCAAGGAACCCUGUUCAUGGUGCGAAGCAAAUGAGCUCUUACGAGUCCGAGAGGCGUCCCGUUGCUGUCUACGAGUUUGCGGGCUCCUUGGCGAUAGAAAGGAGAGAAACCUUCGAUUCAUUUACUGAAGAUCAAUUCUGUGAACAUAUGAGGAGUGCCACGUUACCAGAAAACGAGUUCAGCCGACACAGACAGGCGAUACGAGAUUUAUUCAACAAAUAGUCUACUUAGCUAGUCAAUUUCUCUUAACUUUAUAUGUCUCUUAUUCACAGCGGAUGUCCCGACUGAACAAAUUCUGUAAAAAGUAGUAUAUUUAGAUAAAUUAUUCGUAAACAUACAUUGUUUUGUUUUUAUCGAGGCUCCUAUAACAUAUAAAGUGAAUACGGAGGUUGUUUGUAAAUAAAGGGCUUAAAUUGUUGGAUAUAAAUUUGGCUUAAUGUGAUCGUUAGAUCAAAUGAAUCAGUUUUUGAGAGUUCAUCUGUCAAUCUGAUAAUAGAAAUUUGCUUUUGUAAAAUUAAUAUUUGUCAACUAAAAAUAAGGAAUGACUUCGUACUUUUAAUGUAUUACUAUUUAAUGAAUAGAGCCGUUGCUUCAGUUGUGAA
Messenger RNA from Orbicella faveolata, 1938 nucleotides. Its product is annotated as GDP-D-glucose phosphorylase 1-like. Gene Ontology annotation, biological process: glucose metabolic process. The record is from RefSeq and is a predicted model, not a curated record. Gene Ontology annotation, molecular function: GDP-D-glucose phosphorylase activity. Gene Ontology annotation, cellular component: cytoplasm. Lineage: Eukaryota; Metazoa; Cnidaria; Anthozoa; Scleractinia; Merulinidae.